Messenger RNA from Fonticula alba, 1006 nucleotides. RefSeq lists its product as hypothetical. Gene Ontology annotation, molecular function: structural constituent of ribosome. Lineage: Eukaryota; Rotosphaerida; Fonticulaceae. The record is from RefSeq and is a predicted model, not a curated record. The transcript is spliced from 3 exons. The coding region runs from base 61 to 864 and encodes 267 amino acids. Gene Ontology annotation, cellular component: mitochondrial large ribosomal subunit; ribosome. Gene Ontology annotation, biological process: translation; ribosome assembly.
CGCCGAUACAAGCACUCCUCCAAGCACUCGUCCUGCCCUCCCUCUCGAUUGCUUGCGACCAUGCUCUCUUGUCUUUCCGCCCUCCGUCCGCUGGCUCGCCAGGCGGCCAGCAUGCGCGGCCCCGUGCCUGCCGCCAUGCGCCUUGGCGUUGCUCCGCGUGCCUCGGUCGCCACCGGCCUGCGGCAUUACUCCAUCAAGGAGAACUUCGGCUACACCAUGUCGGUGGAGGACUCCCAGGCGGCGGUGAACGUCAACAUCCCGACCCUGGAGGAGGUCCCUCUGCCGAAGCUGGAUCCCCACCGCCUGCGCAUGCUCGGCCGCACGACCAAGGUCUCCGUCAUGUCCCCGGCCCAUCAGAACCUGCGGGAGCGCAUCCAGAAGGAGCUCCAGCCUGGUGGUGCGCUGGCUCGCGGUGAGCCGGACUUCUCCCUGGAGCAGGUGGCCAACCUGCGUCGGGUGCGUGGGUCGCCUAAGAAGCACGCCGAGGUGGCGCGCCUGGUCAGCGGCAUGUUCGUGCAUGAGGCUGUCCGGCAGCUGAUGUUCACCAAGCGCCGGGUUGCGCGCAAGUACCUUUCGGCGGUGCGCGGCGCCGCCGACUCGGCCAUCAAGAAGGGCAUGCACCCGGAGCUGCUCUACCUCCACGUCUUUAAUGUCACUCAGGCCACCUCGAUCAAGCGCAUGCAGACGCACGCGCGGUCUCGGUUUGGUGCCCUCACCCACCGGUAUUCGCACCUGCGCAUUGUCAUUAGGCAGAAGCGCAAGGAGACCCGCGAGGAUAUCCAUGCCCGGGUUAUUGAGCGCGCGCGCACUCGCGACUACUCUCGUCCUCGCAUCUUCAACGACUUCUACCGCCGCAUCGACUAAAGCGCGUGCGCACGCGCGAGGCAUAGGCGUGGGUCCGGACUGUUUGCGGCACAUUGGUGCCCUUGGCUCUGUCCACCUGUCGAUGCGCACACACGUGCAUCCCCACGCGCUCACCUGCACGCACGCACGCACGCACACACAC